Messenger RNA from Adelges cooleyi (spruce gall adelgid), 14874 nucleotides. It is a transcript of the gene hiw, whose product is annotated as E3 ubiquitin-protein ligase MYCBP2. The transcript is spliced from 66 exons. The coding region runs from base 233 to 13225 and encodes 4330 amino acids. Gene Ontology annotation, cellular component: nucleus. NCBI's taxonomy places the organism in Eukaryota, Metazoa, Arthropoda, Insecta, Hemiptera, Adelgidae. The record is from RefSeq and is a predicted model, not a curated record.
CUGUCGGUUGGUUGGUCGACACUGCUAUCAUUUCCCCUACUUCGCGUCCAUUGUUGAUAAACACCGAUUUUGAAUACCGGGAACCCGGGAAAUAUCAAUCGAUAAAAAUGAUCAAUUUGAUAUUUCUCUUUUCGGAAUUCAUUGUGAUCAUGUUCAUCUGUUACAUAUUCUAUUUGUUGUUCAACCACCACACUGACGCGUAGGAUGUCCUGAGUGUGUUUGUCGCGCCAUCAUGUUGCCCGAAGUGGACGGCAUCGAGCAGCUGUACAAGCGAUUUUUCCAGGAAGCCCAAGAAAUACCCAAGAAAUUAUUGCCCAAGAAAAAUGUGCAAAAAACGCAAAAAGGGGCCAAGCUUUACAAGCAGGACGGCGGAUGGACAAUGUAUGUAUCUGGAAACGCGUCGUCGUUUGCGGUCCUGUCGGCAGCUAGGUACGCCGUGUUCGAUAGGUACGCGAAAAAAGCUGACGAAGCCUACUGGAUCUCUUCGUCGGCUCCGAUAUAUCUCAACCGGACAUUACAGUCAACCGCCAACAUUCAGCCCGUAUCAUCUGCCGAGAUAUUCAUACCUAAAGUUGUAGGCAUUGGGCUGCGCAGUGUCUUUGAGCUCAUCAAAGAGAGCAGAAAAACGGCUCCCGAUAUAAGUACAAAAGCUCUAACGGCGCUGUUAGAUAUUAUUCAGUACCAAACUCCGGAAGCGCUAAAAGACGAACCGUCCGAAGUCAUAGAUCCUCUCUAUGAGUUGCUGUUGGACAUGGCAACUGGGAGAUCCGAUAACUCAACAUAUGGUAUUAAAGCAGUGGCUUGUUCUUGCCUCAUAAGCUUAGUAAUUGUUCGGGGAGAUACUGGGAAAAUAUUGAAUACACUAGCAACAUUACUUAUGUGCACACACGAUUCUUCUCCUAGAAAAAUCAUUUUGCCUAAAGUAUUGAUUAAUUUGCAAAAAUUUGUUCGUGUUCUUACACACGGUGAUUACGAAGCACCUGAUUGGAUGAACUUUGGAAUACCAAAGUCAUCAGAAAUAGUAACGUUGAACUUAAACUACCUGAACAAUAUCAAGGGAGUUGCAUCCGAUGGUAAUUAUUUGUAUACAUACUCAGACUACGGAUUACAUAAAAUCGGUACAGGAUUUGGAGGUACGAUUAGCGGCCUGACCUAUUUGAAGAUGCCACGAACAGCAAAUCAACCAUUGCAUUCAACCGAUGUUUCUCUUGGAUUCUAUCAAAAAGUUCUUUAUUUAAGAAUGUGCAAUAUCAAUAAUCCUAACAUUCUAGAAAUUGAAUUUUUAAACAAAGAAACAUUAAAAAAAAUUGGACGAGUACAAGUAGACGAAUUUCAAUCGGAAGAUUGUGAGAUAUUUAGUGAUGGUGACUAUUUGUGUUUUCUUGUACAAUCUGCUAACAAUUACGCAGUGAAGUGUGUAGACCCCAGUACGGGAAAACUUGCCAAAGAAGUUCCUUUGAUGCUAAGUCGUCGCAACGUACGAAUUUAUGGUGUCACCGAUCUGUGGGAUUCCAUUACAGCCGAGAGUGCUAUUAACAGUGCAACUGAUGAAGAAGUUUCUUCCAUCGCCAGUCUAAAAGACAGUUUUAUCAUAUCAGUCAAAUCCGGAAGAGCAAUGCAAUGGUCAAGACCUAAAGGUCAGAGUGUUAUGAACAGUCACCGCUCUGUAUGGUCUGAACUCACUCUGCCUAAUCAAUGUAAAAUUAUCAAAGUAGCCUCUGGGCAUGACGGUUCACAUUGCGUGUUUCUAAGCGAUUUGGGAUCGGCAUACUUUUUGGGUGUAGCGAAACGUGGAGAAGACGGCGAAGAAGAUCGUUGCGUAAAACCAUCUAAAGUGACCAAACCAAAAAAGAUAACCAAAAUGGAUGGGCAUUACAUUGUCGACGUAGCCUGCAACCAUGGAACGACCGCAUUAGUGACUAAGGAUGGACUUUUGUACAUGUUUGGGAAAGAUACUAUUUAUUGCGAUCGGUACACGGGACUAGUAAACGAUUUAAAGAACGCCAAAAUUGUACAAGUAGCUUUAGGUAAAGCUCAUGCUAUAGCUUUGAGUGUUAAGGGACAUGUGUAUAGUUUCGGCAUCAACAACAAAGGACAAUGUGGACGUGACACGGGCAACGUGCAAGCAAAUAAAAACAAUUAUCCAAGUAUGACCAGUUUAGAAUCAGCAGAUGAAAUGAAUUUGAAAAACGAUCGGAGUUUCUUCGAAGACGACUGUUUUGAUGAAGUACCCAAUGAGAAUAUCUGUAAACCAGGUACACAUUUAUGGAGAAACGGACCUUGUAUGAUUUGCACUGUGUGCAGAGAAUGUACAGGGUACGGUGUCGGCUGUUUCAGUAGCAUACAAUCGAAUCGCAAACCUGGCCAGAAAUGUGGUUGUGGUGAUGGAGACGCUGGAUGUACUGUUUGUGGUUGUUGCCGUAUUUGUGCACAACAGACCAAAGAAAAGUCGGAAUUCGCUAUACUGGGAUCUAAUGGCAUUGGAGAUAUAGCAGAUGGGACUAUAAUGAUGAGAAUCGGAAUAAUGGGUGGUGCUUCAAAUGCUGUCAGCAAUCACAGUAGUGAUAUUGAAAGAGAUUCUAAUGCGAGAUUAUCAUCGUUGCCCCCGGCACGCAUAUUUUUGCCGACCGACUGUCCAGUUGUUCAAAUAAGCUGUGGUCUUCAUCACACGGUUUUACUACAUAGCGAUGGCAAAGUAGUUACGUUCGGUAGUAAUACAAACGGACAACUCGGGUGUAGCCUGUCGCAUAGUAGAAGAGUUCCGACUGAAGUGAAAAUACCUCGUUUGAAAUGUCCCAUAACUUGUGUUUCGGCGGGCAGCAAUCAUACUGCAUUGGUGUCGAAAGACGGCAAACUCUAUACUUUUGGGAGUUAUUUGAAAAAUCAACUUGGUCGUAUUUGCGAAAGCAACAACGUACCUUUAUGUGUUGAAGACAUUUAUCCGCCACAUACAAGACGGGCAAAUGUUGUUAUGUGCUGUGGCGACCAGACAAUUGUAAAAGUUGACGAGGGGCUGAUUAACAGUAAAAUAUUGUCCAUUGCUGCCAACAAGGAAACAAUUUUGGUGAUGACAUCAAAUAAAUGCUUGGCAAUUAACAAACAGGAUGGUACUUGCAAUAGCCAUUCAGGGAAAAACCAAGUACAGUUCAAUGAAAAGUAUAACGGAAUUUGGUGUUUUGACAUAUUGUACAAUAAUUUAUGGCAUGUUAACGAAGUCAAUGAAAAAGCUGUAGUUACGUGUUAUAAUGUAAAUAACGCAACUAGAAAACCCGAUAGUAAUUCUUUAUUGAGUUACGAAUUGGCCUUGCCUCCCACUGCCGGAAUUUCAUUUUCCCGAGUACAAAUAUUAGUUAAUUUAUUAACAUGCAUGGAUAUACUCGGCCAGAACUCGUGCAUGUUCUCGCUGAGAAUUAGUCCAUCGCAGAACAACUUGUCAAGUAUAAACUCGAUAAGUGAAUCUAAGAAAGAGUUUUUGCGUGUCAAUAGAUUUGCGAGCUUAGGAGGAGGAUGGGGUUAUUCUGGUCAUUCGGUCGAAGCUAUUCGUUUUUCAGUCGAUUGCAAUGUAUUAUUGAUCGGAUUCGGUUUGUUUGGCGGUAGAGGCGAAUACACCGCUAGGCUAAAGUUAUACGAUAUUGGUAUGGAUGAAAACGAUUUAGACGACGACGAGGAUGGUGAUUUAGUAACGGUAACAGAAGAACUUACUUUUGAAUGUGCUCCUAGACAAAGAUAUCCGGUGAUAUUUGAAGAGCCCGUUAUUCUUUAUGCGAAUCGUUGGUAUGAAGUCAGUGCAAAAAUUAAUGGCCCGUCAAGUGAUUGUGGAUCGAGUGGAAUGUGCAGUGUAACAAGCGACGAACAAGUUACUUUUACUUUCAAAUCUUCUCGACGAUCAAAUAACGGAACCGAUAUUAACGCCGGUCAGAUACCUGAAAUCCUUUAUAGAACAGCCAUCCCUGAUUCAAUAUCUCUAUCAACCAUUCAUACGUCAAAUAGUGAUACUCAGAUGUUGAGUGAAGCUUUUUCGAGAAAUGUUAACAAGGAAUGCUUCAAGUCUCUUAUAAUGCUACUCCGGUGGGCCUGGUCGUCAAUUAUGGAUAUCGCGGAAAACAUGUGUAUGCCGUUCACCCAACAGAAGUUCUAUACCGACAUGACAUUGACGGAUACGAGCACGACGGCCGUCUGCCAACUCAAACUGUUGAUGUACAUAAGUCAAUCGUGCUUUCAUCUGCUCCAAUCGUACAUAUACGAAGUGUAUCCGGAUCAAGUUGACAAAAUCAAACUCGCCGAAACGGAAGGUCUGGCCAAAAGCGUCAUCGAAGUCCGUCAAGUGCUCCAACACAUUCUGUCGGAUCCCCGUGCCAAAGACCUCUUGAGUUAUGAUCGGAUAUUCGUACAAAACAAAGGCAACGAAGUAGUGACUGUAAUGAAGUGCAUGAAGUGGCUGAAUCAGAUAUUGGACGAAUGUCACAGGACUUUUGUUUCUUGUUACCACGCGUUCUAUCCUACGCCGCAUCUGAAGUUGCACUCUCUGUGGGAUCGCGCUCAGAAAAAGCUUCACGCCACUCACAGAAAUAAGCUUUUGACGGCCGUGGUGGCAGCCCUAUGCACUACCCCGUUCCGUCUCCGCGAGCUCAUGCCGAUUUUGACCUCGACCGACAGCCAAUCGAAGCCAAGUUCGUUCGACACAGACAGCCCGUACUACUUUCCAAUGUUGACGACCGCCGCCAUCAAUGUGGCCAAACAGCAUUCCCGGAACGAGUCCAAACAGCCGUCCCGGUACGAACCCGGUUGGGACGAGCUGCUCGGCCAACUUUUGGACAUGAUCGCAACGCCGGUCCGCAAGGCGCUGUGGACCGGCAAGAAGCCGGAUAAGGAAGAUACGAAAUUGGCGACCAACUGUUCUCAUCUCGUGGCCCGAAUCGUCGCGGAGCUGUCAUCGCAAGCCACUAUAACAGAGGACGGCGUGGAAGUCGUCAACGAAGGAGAUGUAAUGCUGACCACUCCUUCGAGGUUUUCCAAAAUCAACCAGACUAAAACCUGGAACGCCGGCAACGGCUCGCCGGACGCCAUUUGCUUUUGGGUCGAUCGUCCGGGCAUAUCGAUUGCCGGUUGCGGUAUCUUUGGCGGCGUCGGCAACUACGAAUACGAACUCGAGUUGCUCGCAGAAAAAAGUCAGUCGGAGUACGAAGAACCUCACGGAAACCGAUGGAAGAGUUUAAUCGUCACCAGAGGUUCGUUCGGCCCGAACGACAGUGCAAUAAAUUACGUGGUGGAUGUGAAUUUCGACUAUCCAAUACGAAUAAAGGAAAGAGUAAAAUAUGCGAUUCGUUUGAGAAAUUACGGUGGCCGAACCAACAACGGUGACAUGGGACUGAGCUGUGUCAAAGGUCAAGACAACACUAUAUUCUCGUUUAACACGUGUUCGCUGAGUUUGAACGGAACAACUCAGUCACGUGGCCAAAUACCCUACAUUUUGUACUACAGUAAUGGCAGCGACAAAAACAACGACUCCGAAAAGAAAAUGUGCAACAAAAUAAACGCCAGAGAAAGUACGUUGGGCGCGUUGUCAGCAAUCGUCGAUCAACUGUUGGAGCUAUUGAAUAUCGGAGCCGUUAAAAUAAAACACGACCCACUCGUUUACAAGUACUUGGGAGAAUCCGCCAUAGUCAACAUACUAAUGCCUUUAGUGUUGUCGCACGUCGGGCCUUUGAUAACGUUUUCCAAAGACGCCAAGAGUGCCACUCACGUUCUGGACCUGAUCAGGAAGUUAAUGCCGGAAGUGACGUUGAUCAAUAUGUACGCAGCCGAAAAUUUAGACUUGUACCACAGAGACAUAUGCGAUAAGUUGGACAACUGUGCAAAGCCGGCAACCAAGUCGAAACUACAGAAAAGCGAACAGAUCAAAGGCAUGAUUGAUUCUCAUCAUUACGCUUGGGUGGAAAGCGACCAUCCAUAUAAAACAGCUUCUGUAUCCAAUUACAAAGUUAAAUUUCCCAAAGAGGUCAAGUGGUUGUGCUUAGAAUUCGAUCCACGCAGCUGUACCGCUCAGGCCGAAGACUGUUUACAGCUGUACAUUCCCAAUUAUAGAGACUACGUUGACGACGAUGCAGACAAGCAACUUGGCUCUUCGCCUUACAUACCGGUUUUGAAAAAAUUCAGCAACGACCCGGUGGAGUGGCCGUUUGCAGCUGUAAUGCUACCCGGUAAUGAGGUGGUGUUCUCGAUGGAAACGUCAUCGGACUACACGAAAAACGAACGGGCCACCCGGUAUGGGUUUCGGUGUCUGGUGAUUGGAUACGAAGUGGACGAGAUGAGCAAAUACCAAAAGAUGGGCUAUGGGCUGAUUCAUUUAGAAACAGAGUUAUCGUUUCUUGGAGGGAUGUGCGUAUCAACUAUGCUGAAAUGCGACCUCAUCCUGCCCGACAACGAACAACGGCCGCCUACCCAUCACACUACUACUGAACUGGAGUCCUUGGCUGCCGCUCAUCGCGCGUACUCCCGGCAUUCGGGCCUGUUGAAAAAAGGAUUCGCUUUUGCACCAAUCACCGACAUCCAACAAGUCAUGGACGGCAAGUUUCCACUAAGAGUUGAUGGUAAUGAAAAUCGUUUUUUGAAAGAGUUUGUGAGCUGUACCCCUCGUUCGGCUGGAUGUAGACUGGCCAGGUGGUUACAACCGGAAUCCGCGGUCGAACCCGACUCAUGCGAGUUGACACUUUGCACGGCCGAAGUUCGGUGCGGGUGUCCUGCCAAGUUCAUUGUCCGGACCCGUGACCAAUACGGGAACCUGGUACACUCAACGGGAUUAAAGGUGGUUUUUAUUGCUCAAUCGACGUUGAAAUCUAAGAUAAAUCUCUAUGCGGACAAAUAUCCGAUCGUUAUGACCUCCGGAUACUUUGGCGGCCAUUCCGUGCCCAGGACUCACAUCCCUUACGAGACGGUCGUCAAAGACAAAUUCAGAUAUCAAGCGAUCACUUUCAUGAAGCAAUACGAAAACUAUUCGUUCGAAGAGCUGCGCGUGGCGUCGCCGCCGUUGAAAGGCGAUUCGGAAUUGCUCGAGAUGGAAGCACAGGGCAACGGUUCUUACUUGGUCUACUGGACUCCGACGGUCAUCGGUUGCUACGACGUCAGAGUGGAAGUGGACGGGUUCUCGUUGACAAACCAAGUGAAACGAGUCGACGUGAAAGAAGCCCCUCUCAACGGCGUAGGGUCGGCUAGCCAAGAGCAAGACUCGGCCACGUCGACCCCAAGACUUUUGCAGCACGUGGGCAAGUACAGCGCCGGGCUGCGAAUCCGAACGCAUCCGUCGUUGCAAUCCGAAAAAAUUGGACUCAUACCCGUCAUGGGAAUUAUUGGUUACACGGACGAGGUUUCCAACGACGACGGCGACUGGGUAAUGUUGAAUCCCGAUUCUGUGGAGAGGUAUUGCCGUCAAAAAGCGCCAAAACCUAAUUGCGUCGAAGCUUGGGCGAUGAGAGUCUGCAGAUUAGUGGACGACGAAAUGUUUUUGGUGAAGGUCAACCAGGAAAAACCCAACGGUGACGAGGCGGCGGCUAAUGACAAACAUGCGCAAAGUACAGCAAUUGUCCGGGACUACCACCAAGACACGCCGACGGUGCUGAGUACGCCGAGGAAGUUCAAAGUGAUCCGGUGUGGCGCGUCCGGACACAACAUCAGAAACCAACCGACGUUCAGAUCCCACGCGAUUGGCAUGUUGGUCCAUGGCGAUGUCAUCUCAACCGUAGACAAAUUGACCAACAACGAAGGCAUGUGGGUCAAACUGUCGGACGAGUCCAUCUACGACUUCUGCGGAUCGACGCCCAUUUCUGCUUGGUCGUUGGCCAAUAACAACUCCAACGUCGUCUUCUUGAAACCCAUAUCCGAACAGAGCACCAGCAACAACGAAGAGAGCGCUGCAUCGACAAGAGUAGACAACGAUGUUAAGGUUUUUAACAAAAGCACAUACGUGAUCGAAAAUAACAUAGAUACAGGCUUCAACGAAAAACAGUAUUCGCCGAAGCGUAAAAAAGAUCCAAAAGCAAACGUCGAAGGAAUGAAUGCCAACGCCGUACUCCAGAUACCGUACCAUAGGUCGAGGGCCGAGUGUAGGAUGAGCAACGGUAAUACGGUUAUGAUGCCGCCGGGAAGUCCUCGGAGAUCGCCCAGGUACGGCAGUUCGGAAGAAAACAAACACUUGAGGACACCGACUAACCCGGACAUCGUCAACGCGAGAAGAGACGAAGAACAACCGUUGUCGACGUCCAGCGAGUCCACGGCUCCGGCGAGUACCAGUUGGUCUUCACUGGAUACUCCAUUUACGCCAAGUCUGUCGACUUCCAUGGACAGUUCCGGCGAACCUAACCCUGAACAUAUGAAUAAAUUCGAAGUGUUUCCCGGCGUCACGACAGCGACACAAACUACUCCGGACAACGAGUUUGGUUUUAAGGACAAUAACAAAACAAAUAACAGAUCAUCGUGCAGGGGUCGACAGAUUGCAAAAAACAACGAUCUGCCAACAACGGAUUCGCUUGAUCAAUACGAGCAGUCCGACUUGACGGUGCGAGAAUCCGCGCCCUUAAAGGACGCAAUGAGUCCUUCGGUAGCGGAGAGCCUGAGAGCCGUGUUCGCCGCGUUCUUGUGGCACGAGGGCAUCGUGCAUGACGCCAUGACUUGCGCAUCGUUUCUCAAGUUCUACCCGACUCUUCCCAAAAACGGCGCCGUGGUCACUAAACGAACCACAGACAGGAACAAGGACCGGAGUAGACAGAGACAUUCGGUGGAAGUGACGACGGGCGCGGGCGGUUACGAUCAUAUCCGGCCCAACGACGCUAACCGUUCCAAAACGGGCAUGGCGUUUCCGGCAGAAGGCGCCAUCACCGAAGAGAGUUUGACUAGUUCCGGUAACUCGGAAACCGCCGAAGCCCAUGGCCAUCAUCCGAUACCGUCCAGCAGCAGCAGCAGCGGCGGUGGUACCAGAGAGUCGACGGUGAACUUUUUACCGCCCGCUCUCAGCUGCAUGGUUCGGCUCUGGGACGAAGUCUCUACUGCUAUGCUUCAAAUGAUAACGUCAAAUGUAGUUUUAAUCCCUAACGACGAGGAUAAAGGUGGUGACAAUUCAAUGCUCGCUGAACGGAACCAUAACAAGCGAAUAGCCCGGCACGUAACGCUUAACAAAGAACCGAUACCCUGCGAACUCUGUGCUGGCAAAACUUUCCCCCACCCCAUUGCCCAUCACUUGAGCAACGCUCAUCCGGGAUGUGGCGGCAACAGCGGCGGACGCGGUUACACCAGUGCAGGUGCCUACUGCACCGGAUGGGCUGGGGCGUGUGGAUAUGGUGGUAUCGAUGGGACUUCGUGGUACUUGUUGUGUGAGACUUGCAGAGAGAAUUUCUUGAAAAAGGCCAAAUUACCACCCGGCAGACAGCGAAAGACCGGCAUCCGCAAUUACGAAUCGAACCGCAAGUUAAAAUCAAACUUCGGAACGAACUGGAGCGUAGACGGGCUUCACAUAGUGUUCAAAGAAAACGCCAUGUUCCUUUUGGACUUGGUCAGCUCUAGUAGCAGACAAUCGGUCAACGACGAAGCCACUACGGACUCUGGCAAUUGGGACGUUGGCGAUUUCAACAGUCUAAUUUCUUUCGGAAAUUUCUCCAAGAAGACAGACUGCGACGAGGCAAUUCUACUUCAGCUCCAAGAUCGUUCUUCCGCGGUCGGUCCUACGGGUGACGACGCGGUCGACGGAACGACCAGCCGUAGCGUUCAUCGGUCCGCAUCGAUGGACAUUGAAGUUUCGCCUAUUAACCGACGCAAACGAAUCAACAGCACUUGCGAUUUGGACAACGGGUUGUCGCUCAUGUGCGUACCUUCGGCGGCUUUGCAAGCUCUAGUUGCCGAAGUAGACGCGGCCAGUGCCAAAGAAACCGCGGUAACGGAUGUAUUCAAAAGACCCGUGAUCGAAUUCGUCGUCGAACAACACAGUUUAACAGACUUGAAGUGGUCGAUGAAACAAGCCGUGAGGAAAGCGGCUUGUCGAAGUUACGCGCUACAGGCGCUCAACUGGCUACUACACGAGGUAUCGCAAGCUUCGUGUUUGCACGAUUUACUAUGGUGGUUCGUAAUAGCUCUGUCGGCCGAAGUGCGGACCAUCGACGGCACCAACGAAUCGCCAGAGCCCAGAUGUAGACAUCCGUUGAGCGAUUUGUACUUGGCCGGGGAAGCCGUCCAUCCUCUGCCGAAGGUGUUCUACACGUUCCUACAGACCGUGUCCGAUCUGAUGCUCUACUUGCCUUCGGGUUCGGCCCUCCAAAUGAUGGCCAUCCGUUGCUGGGACAUUCAUUUCACUACAGCCGAUCACAUGUUCUUGCACAGGAGUAAGGUGUUCAGUAACAUAAGUAAAAUACUAUCGCACAGCGAAGAGUAUCAAGACGUGUGCGAAGACCUAGUGUCUGGCGCUCAUGAGAACGAAAAAGGUAUUGUAACUUGCCUUAAAGACAUCACCGAAAAUACGGAAAUCACGGCGUCCAGUCGUUCGGCGAUGAUCGCCAAUCUGAUCGACCAGUCUACGGAAACGUUUUGGGAGUCGAGCGAUGACGACAAAAGCAAAUACAAAACGAUUACAAUACACUGCGCCGAUCCGCUGGAAAUACCCAAGGCCAUUUACGUUUACAUCGACAACAGUCGCGACCUGAGUAACAAAGUGUCUUUGGUGAUUUUUACCUGCGGUCCGUCUAUCGAUAAAUUAAAAAAAAUCAAAUCCUCUGAAGUUGAGAAUCGUUUUUGCGGCUGGAUAGGAGCUUUCAUUCAAGACGAUUCGCAAAAAGUGAUAUGCAUUGAAAUGCGAGGACUGGACACGUGCGUUAGGUUGAGGCAAGUAAAAGUGCUUGGAUCGGUGACCGGAGAGUCGCAAGUCCACGGACGCCAGUACAGUUACUCGACCGUUCAACACCGUCUGUGCGAAAAUGAAACUUUAAAAGUGUUCCGAUCCAUCACUUUCCAAGUAUUCGGCAAGUUGAUUCAAGGUAAAUCGCAGUCGAUGGACUCGAGCGUGGACGAGAGCAAAGAUCUCAAGGAACACAUGGUCGGCAUUCUGUUCAGCCAGAACAGAUUGACUCAUUUACAGAAACAAGUGUGCACACACAUAGUGGAAGCGAUCAAAAAAGAAGCGACCACCGUGCGCGAAGAAUGGGAAAAGACCGCGGGCAAGAAGGACUCGGUUACCGCAAACGGCACUGCGACGCCCACCGAUGCUUAUUGCUUCGAGAUGCUUUCCAUGGUGUUGGCGCUCAGCGGCAGCAACGUCGGCAGGUCGUACUUGGCAAACCAACACGACUUGCUGUCCAACCUGCUGAGCCUGUUGCACACCGGAAGCGCUAGGGUCCAAAGACAGGUGACUUUGCUGUUGAAACGAGUGCUGCCGGAAGUGUCGCCCGGCGUGAUGGCUUCGUUGACCGACGCCCGGUUGCCGUGCACCGAACUGUCCAUGGCCAGCCAUCCUCCGUACCGGUGUCGCCAGGUCGGGCUUCUCGAUCACUUCUUGGCCGUCAUAGCAAAGGCUCUGACGCUACAGGUCAAAGUCAAAGGGGUCGGCGGCAGCAAGGUGGUCAACUCGGUGAAGCUGCACGACGUCGACCUGGACGUGGACGACUCCCGGUGGUAUCUCAGGGGAGCGGCUUCCCGGCAAUUGGCCGACGACAUCAUACAGAUACUGUUGGACAUGGCCAAUGGAAAAUUCUGCGAUGACGAAAAUUGGAAAUCCGUGUCGAGGGCGGCCAUCGCGGAAAACAUACUGCGGCUGACCAGGCUCGGCAAGGAACAGAGGACCAUGGAGGCUUGCGUGAAAACCCCGAUUUUAUGGUUGGCUUUGGCCUCGCACUGUGUACUGCAUCCGGAGCACGCGGAGAGGUUAUCGUCGGGACAUUGGACCAAGCCCGAAAACUCCGUGCCGGCGCCGCCCAGGCCUUUGUGCAUGAACCACGACGACGGCGAGACCGGCGCUGUAAUACAGUGUCUGAUAUGUGGCAACUUGUGUGUGGACUGCGAUCGAAUUUUGCACUUGAACAGGAAAACCAAACAACAUCAGAGACAAGUUUGCAAAGAAGAAGAAGAAGCCAUCAGGGUGGAUUUGCACGAAGGGUGUGGUCGUACGAAAUUGUUCUGGUUACUGGCGCUGGCCGACAAAGCCACGUUGCAAGCGCUGGUCGAAUUCCGCGAUGCUUCGACCAAUUGCACCGAGCUGUCUGUACCGGUUGCCCGGGUCAGUGUACAGUCGACCAGAGUGGGAAUUUGUAGGUUCUGCGGAAUGAUGAGCAACGACGGACUGCUGGCCAUAGGCAACGUGUGCGCAAACGACGAAUGUCAGUUGCACGCUCAUAACGCGUGUCAAAAAGUGCUUAAGUGCGGACACUUGUGUGGCGGUAUCAAAGACGAAAUGGAAUGUUUGCCGUGCUUGAACGGUUGUGUCAACGAAGAGAACGCAAGACUCAAGCAAGACGCCGACGACAUGUGCAUGAUUUGCUUCACCGACGCUUUGUCGGCGGCUCCUUCUAUUCAGCUGGUUUGCGGCCACGUGUUCCACUAUCAAUGUUGCAAAAGGGUUUUGAUCAACAAAUGGUCGGGCCCGCGCAUCGCGUUCGGGUUCCAACAGUGUCCCAUAUGCAAACAUCCCAUCGAUCACUCGUGUUUGGCCGAUCUGCUGGAUCCGAUCCGCGGGCUAAUGGCCGACGUCAAGAGAAAAGCCCUGAUGCGAUUGGAGUACGAAGGCGAUUGUUCCAUACAGAGCGACCAGGCCGCCACGUUCGCCAUGGAAAAGUACGCCUACUACGUUUGCCACAAGUGCAAAAAGGCUUAUUACGGCGGCGAAGCGCGCUGCGAGCUCGACAUCGGCAUCGGGGUGGACUACGACCCGGCCGAGCUGGUUUGCGGCGGAUGCAGCGACGUGGCGUGCGCUCAAAUGUGCCCCAAACACGGUACCGACCUGCUGGAGUACAAAUGCCGGUACUGUUGUUCGGUGGCGGUUUUCUUUUGUUUCGGCACCACUCACUUUUGCAACGCUUGUCACGACGACUUCCAGCGAGUCACCAACCUGCAGCCCGACGAACUACCACCGUGUCCCGCCGGACCAAGGGGAACGUCGUUGAACGUGGAAGAAUGCCCGUUGCACGUGAAACACCCUCCGACCGGCGAGGAGUUUGCCCUGGGAUGUGGAGUUUGCCGGAACGCUCAUACGUUUUAAAAAGCGUCGUCUUGCUGUAUUUAUACAAAAAUUUACUUAUUCGAAUGCCGAACACCAACAUUUUACCCUCGUAUAGCCAUUGUGUACGAACAAAGUUUGUAACUAAAAAAACAUAACAACAUGUACAUAAGUCGCUGAUCUGACAGAGUUGGCCGAGAUUUUGGAUAUUUUGUCAGAUCAGUCGUAACUAUUUCACAGCCAAGUCUCGACAACUCGGUACUUAAAAACCGUCAAUGCGCAGUGCCGUCUUUACCCUAAGAAGGGCACAAGCCCACGACCCUCGGCCCGAUGGAGACCCCGAAUAAUACAAUUUACAUUUUUACCUGCAUAGCCCAAAACGUGUUCAUUUUUUGAGUUGUCGAGAUUUUGCUGUGUACGUUUAUUUUUUAAUGAAAAAUACUUUGUUUUUAGCUAAAUUUUUAACGUGCGUUUGUGUGUGUGUCGUUUACGGAUAAGUUACCCUUGUCCGUCUUUUAACGUUUAAACGCUAUUUCCAAUUUUUUAUUAUUAUAUUUUUUUUUUAUUAUACACUAUUAUAUAUUAUUAUGUAAUAUUUACCGUAGGUAUCUCGUCGUCUAGUCGUCGUUUGUUAUGUUUUUUUUAUUUAACGUGCUUGAUACUACUAUUACCAGUAGUUAUGUUAAAAAUAUCAUUGUGAUGAUUGUUAUAUGAGCGAAUUUUGCUUAGGGUAUUUACGAUGACAAAAUUGUGAAUCUCCGUGGAAUCAUAAUAUACGUUUACCUUUUAAUAUUUGAUCUGUAAAAACGUAGGCGCAAACGAUCGACGGCUCGAGGGGAAUAAUUAAUUAUAACAUGUCCAAUAACUAAAUGCCAAGUCCUUAUAAAACAUUAUUUUUAAAAAGUAGCUAAAUUAUUUGAAAGACUUGCAAAAAAUUGUUCGUGGAAUACAUAAAAUGAUUUCCCUAACCGCCGUUUGCGCCUAUGAGUGUAAUUUUAUAGUCGUUAAUACUUCGGUCGUAUAUUGUUCCCAUUUGUUUUUCAUUAAGCAAUAUUCUAAACUAUCAUUAACCGUAUAAGAAUAUUAUCAUAUUUGAACUAUACCUGAAAACAACAAUAUUAAAAUAAUUAUUAUAUAAGUAAUAAUAAUAAUUAGCUUUCGGUUUGUAUACGCGGCAACAGUAAAUUUAACAUUUGCAUAGAUUUUAGCUUAUAAUAAUAUUGCUAGUAAUGUUUUAAUAAUAUGUACUCAACUUCAAAGCUAAAUCACUGAAAACGGCCAUUAGUCCCAUACUAUUUUGAACUUAUUAUAAACUGUACGGUACUUAAAAUACAUUAAGCUUAACUUUAUGCCAAGUGUACUUGGAUUUUAAUAUUUUAACUAUCUUUUUUUCCAUCAUCGCGUAGUGUGUUUUGUUGACAAAUAACCAACAUAUAAAAAAAAACGACUUAAUUAAUGUUUAAUAAUUAAACUUUCUACUAUUUAUUUUGUACAAAACUUACAAAAAUUAACUAAUACUUUACGAAUAUUCUAUAACGAUCAACCGCGUAGACAGUUCCCAAAAAGCACUAUUAAUUAGAUUAAUAUUAUAAUUGUAUCAAUUUUUUGUUUGGCUUUUUCAUUGUACUAGUUCUAAUGUCGAGUUAAUCUAGGCAACAAAUAAUAACUCAACUUUGUAUUACCCUGUAAUA